GGCGGAAACAGCGAGCCUUCUUUUCUCUAUUUAAGCGCGCCAACAAAGACUGUCCCAGGAGGUCUAGCUGUACUUCAUUCACUGCACAGCUGCCCGUCGGUUUUCCCCUCUCGUCGCCGUCUGUACUGUCCUUCUGAAACAAUGCCGGAGGAAACGUCCACCGCGUCGAGCUCUGGGAGUGCGGAGGAGAAGCCGUGCUCAUCAUCGUCGGCAGCUGCUGCGGACAGCUCGGUUGACGUCAUGGAGGAGGCAAAGAAACUGAUUGGCACAGGGAACAGGCAUCUAGUGAUGGGAGAUGUUGUUUCUGCUGUCAGUGUCUUCCAGGACGCCUGCGGCAUGCUGGCUGCAAGGUAUGGUGACACUGCAGAUGAGUGUGGUGAGGCCUUCUUCCUGUGUGGGAAGUCCCUACUGGAGCUUGCCAGGAUGGAGAACAGUGUCCUUGGCAAUGCCCUGGAGGGAGUCCCAGAAGAAUCGGAAGAAGAGGAGCAGCCCAGCAACUCAAACAUUGAGAGUGCCAACAACCUUGAUGCAGAUGAUGACGAUGACGAUGAUGAUGACGACGAUGAUGAUGAUGACGGUGGAGAGAGAAAUGGACAAGAUAAGGAAGAAGAUGAAGUUGGGAAUUUACAGCUGGCAUGGGAGAUGCUAGAGGUAGCCAAAGUAAUCUAUAAAAGAAAGGAAAGCAAAGACGACCAGCUGAUGGCAGCCCAGGCAUAUCUGAAACUAGGAGAAGUCAGUGCUGAGUCAGGCAACUAUCCCCAGGCGCUAGAAGACUUCCAGGAGUGUCUCACCCUGCAGCUAAAGCACUUGCCUCCCCAUAGUCGUCUGCUUGCUGAGACCCACUACCACGUUGCUACAACACUUUGCUACAUGGAUCAGUACAGUCAAGCCAUCCAGCACUACAACAGCUCCAUAAAAGUCAUUGAGACCCGUCUGGCCAUGUUGCAGGAGGUGAUUGACGCAGCAGAAGGAGCAGAUGGUGCAGCAGAGGAGAAAAAUGAGAUGGAAGAGCUGAAGCUGCUUCUGCCUGAUAUCAGGGAAAAAGUGGAAGAUGCCAAGGAAAGCCAGAGAACAGGCAGCGCUGCCUCACAGGCCAUCCAGCAGACACUAGGCGGUGCCUCAACUUCAUCAGCAUUCCCUUGUGAGAACGGUGGACCCUCAUCAUCAACAGCAGCAUUUGCAACAACCAGCCAGAUUCCAGUUAAAUCAUCUGACGGCGCCUUGUCUUCCAAGGCAGUCUCUGACAUCUCCCACCUUGUCAGGAAAAAGAGGAAACCAGAGGAGGAGAGCCCAGUAAAGGACACUGAUGCUAAACAAGCGAAACAGGAAGCCACAGUUAAUGGCAGCGGUGACUCCAGUGCCAGCAACGGCAAUGGAGUCCAGGAGGGAAAAUCACAGGAGCCUGCCAGUCAGUCAGCCUCAGUCCAGUCCUCGGCGUGACGUUCUUCGUCUCCUUCCUGAUCUUUAAAACCAGCACAGCAUGCCUGUCCAGCCCCUCUCCACGUUUCAACACUUGUUUCUGUAAAUAAGAUCCAUUUUCAUAGAUUUGUCUGUCAAGUUUUGUAUACUUGUAGUAAAAAAAUAAAGAAUUUGCAGAUGUAA
Molecule: messenger RNA, 1602 nt
Organism: Stegastes partitus (bicolor damselfish)
Lineage: Eukaryota; Metazoa; Chordata; Actinopteri; Pomacentridae
Product: histone-binding protein N1/N2-like
Exons: 14
Coding region: 142-1440 (432 amino acids)
Biological process (GO): DNA replication-dependent chromatin assembly; CENP-A containing chromatin assembly
Cellular component (GO): nucleoplasm
Molecular function (GO): histone binding
Source: RefSeq, a predicted model, not a curated record